Messenger RNA from Exophiala bonariae, 2052 nucleotides. RefSeq lists its product as uncharacterized. The transcript is spliced from 3 exons. Gene Ontology annotation, molecular function: quinone binding; primary methylamine oxidase activity; copper ion binding. The record is from RefSeq and is a predicted model, not a curated record. Gene Ontology annotation, biological process: amine metabolic process. Bases 1 to 2052 code for a protein of 683 amino acids. Lineage: Eukaryota; Fungi; Ascomycota; Eurotiomycetes; Chaetothyriales; Herpotrichiellaceae.
AUGGCGUCCUCCUCAAGGCCACAUCCCCUUGAUCCGUUAACACCACAGGAAAUCGCAACAACUGCAGACCACGUCCGGUCCGCAUUCGCAGGGCAAGAUGCAUACUUCCGAGUCAUCACUUUGUCCGAGCCUGCAAAGACCGAGAUGACUUUGUUUCUGGACGCAGAGCACGGUGACGGAGGACAGGUGUUGCCAUAUCCAGCGCGAUUGGCGAUGGUCCAGACCUUUCUGGGGCCCCGUAACAGUGAGAAUUUCUACCAGCUCAAAGUCAAUGUCGAGUCUGGGGAGAUUGUUCACAAGGAGCGACUGACUGGCUGCCAUCCUCAUGUCGACGCGAAUGAUAUGCAAAAGACGGAACGUGCCUGUCUGGAUGAUCCACAAGUUCAAGAGGCUAUCAAGAAUUUGAGAUUGCCUGAAGGUGCGAUCAUCAAGAUUGAGCCUUGGACUUAUGCUACUGAUGGGAUGAAUGAUAUGAAGCAGAAGAUCACUAUGUGUUAUUUCUAUAUGCAACUCAUCACGCACCCAGACGCGAAUCACUACGCUUACCCCUUGGACCUUGUGGUAGAAAUGUCCGGAGAUGCUCAGGUACUCAAGAUCUACUACCUUCCACAAGGCACUUCGAACGAGAUCAGCACCAUGGCCACACCAUACAACACGAAGAAAAUCCUUGAUUCGAGUAUUGAAUACCACCCGGAUCUGGUUCCAAACCACCGCACGACCACCAAGCCAUAUCACGUCUCUCAACCCGAAGGUCCAUCUUUCCAGGUCAAGGGCAACCUCAUAACUUGGGAGAAAUGGAGAUUUCGGGCCGGCUUCAACUAUCGCGAAGGUCUCACUCUGCAUGAUGUAAGAUAUGAUGGCCGGAGUCUCUUCUAUCGACUGUCACUUUCCGAAAUGUUCGUCCCCUACGGUGAUGGCCGUAUGCCAUACAAUCGAAAGGCAGCGUUUGACCUAGGCAAUGACGGAGCGGGUGUCAAUUCCAACAACUUGCAACUCGGGUGUGAUUGUCUCGGUCAUAUCAAAUACUUUGAUGGCUGGCAUACUACCAGCGACGGCACACCGAUCCAGAUCCCAAAUGCGGUGUGUUGCCACGAGGUCGACGACGGGAUUCUGUGGAAGCACACCAACUUCCGAACUGGCAAUGCUGUUGUGACACGUUCACGGGUUCUGGUCCUCCAGACCAUCAUAACUGUAAGCAACUAUGAAUACAUAUUCGCGUUCCAUUUCGGACAAGAUGCAUCCCUGCACUACGAAGUCCGCGCCACGGGUAUCGUCUCAACAGUCCCAAUAAAUAUCGGCGACAAUGUCCCCUUCGGCACAACUAUCGCCCCAGGCCUAAUGGCACCCUACCAUCAACACAUCUUCUCCCUCCGCAUCGACCCGGCCAUUGCCGGAUACAAGAAUUCUCUCCUGGUAGAAGAAUCCCAUCCAAUGCCACUCCAAGACCCCAAAGUCCACAACCCCUUCGGCAUCGGGUACACGACGACCUCACACAUCGUGUCGGACGAAUCCGGCCUGGACCUCGACCACACGGUCAACCGAACGUUCAAAAUCAUCAACGAAUCCGUCAUCAACCCGAUCACCAACGGACCGGUCGGGUUCAAGCUCGCACCCUUCUACAGCCAAAUGCUGCUGGCGCACCCGUCGUCGUACCACGCCAAACGCUCCGAAUUCGCGGCCCACGCCGUCUGGGUGACGCGGUAUCACGACGACGAGCUGUUCGCGGCCGGCGCACACACCAUGCAGUCGCUGGGCGGACAGGGCAUUGCGUCGUGGAUCCAGAACCGCAAGGAUCAAGAAGGCGGCCACCACUCCAGCGUCCGCGACCAAGAUAUCGUCGUCUGGCAUUCCUUCGGCUCCACCCAUAAUCCCCGCGUCGAGGAUUGGCCCGUCAUGCCGUGUGAAAAGAUGACCGUUGGGCUCAAGCCCGUCAAUUUCUUUACCGCCAAUCCGGCCAUGGAUGUCGCCGUGUCGACGCAGGAGCGGAAUCGGAGUGUUUUGGUUGAUGGGGCUGGUGGACCGGCUUUGACGAAUGGCCAUUGUGCGAGAUGA